Molecule: messenger RNA, 825 nt
Organism: Colletotrichum costaricense
Lineage: Eukaryota; Fungi; Ascomycota; Sordariomycetes; Glomerellales; Glomerellaceae
Product: autophagy protein Apg5
Exons: 2
Coding region: 1-825 (274 amino acids)
Biological process (GO): autophagy of mitochondrion; nucleophagy; C-terminal protein lipidation
Cellular component (GO): phagophore assembly site membrane; Atg12-Atg5-Atg16 complex; cytoplasm
Molecular function (GO): Atg8-family ligase activity
Source: RefSeq, a predicted model, not a curated record
AUGUCAUCCAUCCCCCAAACCCUCUGGUCCGCCCAGAUCCCCCUCCACAUAAUCCACCCCUCCGCCCCAAACACCCCGCUCGUCACCUCCCUGCCGCGCUUCUCCUACCUAGCCCUCCUCGUCCCCCGCUGCUCCGCCUUCUUCCGCCACCCCGUCUCCGCCUUCCACCACGAGGACCUCCUCCUCCGCAACCUACCCCUCGGCCUCCUCGUCGACCUCUACCAGCCGACGUUACCGUGGCGCCUGACCGUCAGCGAUGGCGAUAGCUGGGAUAUCGGUGACACCUUUCUCAACUGCGUCAAAGAGGCAGAUUUCGUCCGCUACGGCAACGCAAAACGCAUAAUGUCCCUCUCCAAAGCAGACACCUCGUCCCUCUGGAACGCAGUCCAAGACAACGACUACGCCUCCUUUGCAAAAAUAAACGCCCUCCUCCUCAACGCCCCCACCCCCCUCCGCAACGUGCCCCUGCGCGUCUACAUCCCGUCCUCGCCCCCGCCCGGGACCGGCAGCAACACCGUCACCAACACCGAUACCACAUCACCACCACCAACACCAGCACAAGCAGGAGACACCCCCGGAGCAGGCGCCUUCAAAGUCCUCCAAACCCUCGUCCCCCCCGUCAUCCCCGGCACCCGCACCCGCCAGACCCUAGGCCGCGCGCUGCAGGCCCACCUGCCCAGCUUAUUCCCCUCCAGCCGGGACCCCAUCCUCGCCAACGUCGUGCUGCACGGCUCGCCCGUGCCGUUUUCGGCGCCGUUGGAGGAUUUGAUGCGCGAGGCGGCGUAUCCGGACGGUUGGCUUUGUUUGGCUGUCGUGUUGCUGUGA